Pogoniulus pusillus (Red-fronted tinkerbird) is the source of this 1784-nucleotide messenger RNA. RefSeq lists its product as uncharacterized. Lineage: Eukaryota; Metazoa; Chordata; Aves; Piciformes; Lybiidae. The transcript has 5 exons. Bases 171 to 989 code for a protein of 272 amino acids. The record is from RefSeq and is a predicted model, not a curated record.
GCUCAGCUUUCACUUUCAGUCUCUCUCCGCCUCUCACAGGCGCAGGAAGCAGGAAAGCUCCGCUCGGACCCAGCACCUCGCAGCCCAGCACAGCCCUGCCGCAGUCCCCGCAGCCCUUGGAGGUUCCCGCAGCCCAGCUCCGUUACCGGCUCGGUCCUGGGACAUCCCUGAUGGAAACUGUGGUAUCCUGCAUUUUUUCGUGCUUCAGGAUGGUGAAAUCCUGCCUGGCAGCCUGCUGGGCUGGGGCAGUGUUGUGCUGGCAGGUUUGGACCACAGGUAUCAGGUAUGACUCCAUAGGCGACCAUGUGCCAGCCGUUGAGACGAUUCACUUCAUGCUGUACAAGAGCAUCCCCGGGCAGGGAGAGGUCUUCCAGGAGGUGGCAGAGACAGCCCCGCAGCCCGGGGACAUCCUGCUCUUCCCCCUGAGCAGCUAUGGCUCCUGCAGCUCCCUCUUCAGACACGCAGCUGUCUGCUGUGGCGACGCCGAGGUCAUACACUUCCAGAACACGGAUGUCCAGAACAACGUUGGUCAGGUCAGCAAGGAAGGCUUCUGUGCAUUGAGAAGGGAAAGGGGGAGCUGCCUGAUGUACCGCAAAAGAGAUGGGAUCGAUCUCAAGGAGUUCCAUGGCAAAGUCCGGGAGGCAAUGCACAGCACAGGCAGCUAUUACCCAGGCACCAACAACUGCAUCCACUUUGCCCUCUGGCUUCUGGGCUUGGAGGGCUCCUACAUGCAUCUGGUGGAAGUCUCAGAUGAAGAUGGCAGAGGGAGGCUCUUGGUACUCGGACUCACACGCACACACACGGCACAGCCCAGCACUCGCACGGCAUUCGCAUCUGCACCGAUCGCAGUGCAGCAUCGAAGCUACAGCCGACUCGGCAGCGCUCUGAUCCUCGCCAGCCUUCGGAAGCCAAUGCCCAGCUUGGCCCGGACCCGCGGAGGCUCAGGCAGCGCGCCCCAAUCCACGAUAUUUAGGACUUUCAGAACUUAAUUCGGACAGUGAGUAACUGAGAAAACUUGAUCUAAAGACAGAAUAAUCUCUCAAAGCCUUCCAGUGGAACUCUCUCAAGCCACAGACUUGCUUCCUAAAUUUCUUCGAACUGUUGCUAAAUUCCUGACUUCUUGCACAUAGUCAUUCUGUAAUUUAAUUCGCAACUGCAUACAAAGAACUUACGUGGGAUAGUUAUAAAUAAGUUUGGGGAAGGGGAUUCCUAGUGUUUGUAAUAAUAAAUCUAUUUAAAUUCUUUCAAAUUUGGCCUCGCAUUUCAUUCCCCGAAACCCAGACAAACUUCUCUCCACAACACCAACCUGAACAGCCACAACUCUCUCCUGUAAGGGAGGUUCUCCAGCCCUUUGAUCAUCUCCACUAAACCCUCUGCAGCAGCUCCAGGUCGCUCUGGAGCUGGAGUCCCCAAAGCUGGGGGCAGUGCUGCAGAUGUGGUCUCAUCAGAGCACAUGAGAGGGGGAGAAUUCCCUUCCUGUACUGCUGGAUGCUGAGUGGCCUAGAUAAAAUUUCUCACCUGCUAGAAGAUUGGCUGGAGACUAACAAGAAGAACUCACCAGAAGGAGAAGACUCAGCACUAAUGCUAUUGGAAAACCAGAAGCUGCGAGUGAAGGCCCAGCAGUGAAAGGAUCUUGUCUAAGUAAAAUCAGCUUUUAAGAAUACAUCUCUGUUGUUGAGCUGUAGUUAAGAGCUGCAAUCUGCUCUCUUCAGGCUUUCAGCCUUCUGGAUUGCUGCCUGCCUCCCCAUGCUUGUUCUCUCAAUAAACCAAUGGAUGCCCAUGAA